ACCCACCUGUGCGCAGCACGACACUGUGUCCACCCACGCGGUCUAGGUGUAAAGAGUGACACGAACACGUGUCAGUGAGAAAAGACAAAGUAGGGGCAACAAGUUCGUGCGUACGAAGAUUACGUGAAAUAGAAAGGAGGACCAGUGGUCAAAAGGAGAUCCGCGGAGAUCUGAUUGGUCGAUGCUCGGCGUGGGAUCUUGCAACCACCCUUAUAGAUCCACGGAUCGUCGAUCCGUCGUGCAGUCUGUCGAUCACGAAGAUCGUUCGUUACAACGUGCUUGGAUCGUCAAAGAGGAACGAACAUGUUCGGGAGAACGUUUCUCAUCGUUGGCGCUGUUUGCUUUGUUGCCUGUGAGGGGAUCACCAUGAGGGUAAAACGGCAGAGUGACUCGGACGGUGGACAAGUUAUUGAUAAUAUUUUCAAUAUCCCGAUCACAGCGAUUAGGCAAACCGCAGUAGCGGCGCAGUCGUUCAGUCCAGAGAACUCACAGACGAUUGACAAUGUCUUACAGAUUCCAAUAUCGACUCUUGAAGCUGUCGGAAAUCUCGUGAAAUCGACAUCAGGACAAAGAGCUCAGAAUGCUGAAGAAUAUCAACGAAUAAGGCAGGAAAGGAGGGACAGAUUGGCAGCGCAGAGGGAACGACAGAGACAGCAGAGGGAGCAGAUACAACAACAACGUCUUCAACAACAGCAGAUUAAAAGGACCAUCAAGUUUCACGAUAAAGAUCCGUUCGGAUUGAACGCGCUGUCGAACCUUCUGGUUGGUAAUCAUGGUUUAUUCGGUAGUUAUGGUGGUCACGGUGGUCAUGGAGGGCACAUGGGCAUCCACGGAGGCCACGGCAGCGGGACAAACAAUGGUCAGCACACUUACGAGGUCCACGAAAAUAUAGAAGAAGAUACAGCAUACACUUGGCACGGAAUCACUGCCGGAUUUGGGACUUACCAUGGAUCAAGGCCCACCAAUACUAUCACAACUAUACAAAACAAAAUUGCACCCAAGAACAAGAAGCAAAUCACCUUUAACUACGAGAACAACGGAUACAACAAAAUUGCAUCGAAUACUGCAACGAACGGACUACAGAAUGAAGAAGACGGUCCGAUACAAAAUAAAAUUGCACCGAAAAGUAACAGAAUAUCUUUUCAGUCGUGAAACGGACAGAUAGUGUAAAAGAUUGAUUUAAAUAAUUGCGCCUUGUAGGAGAUUGUAGAUGAUUGUAUAUGAUUUGAAAGCAGUAUUAAGAAUUUUGUGCAGGAUGUUCCAGCAGUCGUGGUAGAAUUAGAAUAGAGGAAUUUUUUUAAUGAGUAGGCAAAGGUGUGCAAUCAUAUUUGUAAUUGUUUUCUUUCCGAGAAAAUAGACUUGGACGGUUCGUCGGAACGUUUACGUUAUUGAUUAGAAUCAGAGACUGUGAGCGAUAAGCAGACAUGCUAAUAGAUCUAGGAAACAAAAAGUUGAAUAAGAAUAAUUCUGUUUUGCUGUCGCGACGGCUGGAAGUAGAAAAGAUAGGCCUUGUAAUUUUGUAAUAGGCCUUUACGUUUGUAAAUUUUCGUUCUGCAGUAUCUUCUCAAGAAGAAGAAAAAUCUAAAAUUGAAAUUUUAGAUUUUUUUUCAUAGUCCUCGUUCAAAGAAUUAGGAAAAAGAAUUUAUAUCUUUUCAUUCGUAUUGGAAACAAGUAGAAUAUAUGUGCCUUGAUCAAGCACAAA
Megalopta genalis is the source of this 1702-nucleotide messenger RNA. NCBI's taxonomy places the organism in Eukaryota, Metazoa, Arthropoda, Insecta, Hymenoptera, Halictidae. The record is from RefSeq and is a predicted model, not a curated record.